AUGUUCGUCCUGCCGUUCAUGCCCACUGUCCCAGCGCAUCAGCCGGAGGUUGAAUGCCCAUCUCCGGCGGAUGGCGCCGGCGAUGUCGCGGCCGGGACGGUGCUGAUCGGCGGGUCGUCCUGCAAGCCAACCCCGGGGGUCGUGCUGCUGACGACCGAGCGGGCCGAUGCAAUGCCGAGGUGGCAGUGGGCGUGGCGGCCGGAGGAAGGGCCGGAGGAGGAGGCCGUCAGCGAGGAGCGCGCGGACACGCUGGCCGAGUUGCAUGGCCGCGGGAUCCUGGACAGUGGCUUCCCCAAGUGCAGCGGGGAGUCCAUGGAUGCCAAUGUGGGCGAGGCGAGCUGCCUGACCGCGCCGGAUCCCGCCCCAGAGGACGCGGGCGGCCGCCUGACCAGGAAGCGCGGUCGCCGGGCGUCCUGGUCCGCCGGUUUUCCGGGUUUCAAGGAGGACGUCGCGCGCGAUGAGCGCCGCAAGGAGCGCAACCGCCGCGCGCAGAAGACGUUCCGGGAGAAGCAGAAGCGGCGGAUAGCCGCGCUGGAGGGCGAGACGGUCAGCCUGAGCGCCUCGGUACGAUCUCUGGAAGUGGAGAACGCCCAGCUGACGAACGAGAAUGCAAUCCUGAAGGACUGCUUGCAGCAGUCCCAGCAGAGGCAAACAGGGGGUGAUUCUGGCGAGCCCAUGGACGUCAGGCCCAGCGCAAAUUAA
This is a messenger RNA of Ostreobium quekettii, 702 nucleotides long. The record is from the annotation of a GenBank genome assembly. Lineage: Eukaryota; Viridiplantae; Chlorophyta; Ulvophyceae; Bryopsidales; Ostreobiaceae.